AUGCUGGCGAAAUUGCUGCUCAUCUGUAAGCUCUUCGGUCCUAUCUUCGGCCAGAUAUUCGUCAGCUUAAGAGAGGCGGUUGCCACCCGGUUACACCGACUCACUUACCGCGCUGUGGAGAAUCCGCGCAACGUUGUCGUUAUUGGCGCUUCUUUCGCUGGAUAUCACGCGGCUAAAUGUCUUGCUAGCUCGCUUCCAACUGGGUAUCGGGUUGUUAUUAUCGAGAAGAAUACGCAUUUCCAGUUGACUUGGGUUUUGCCGCGUUUUAGCGUGGUGAAUGGCCACGAAUAUAAGGCUUUCAUUCCAUAUGGGCCUUACCUUGAUCGGGCUCCCAAAGGUUCUUAUCAAUGGGUUCGUGAUAGUGUUGAGCGUAUUGUCCCUGGUGAGAAUGGACACACUGGAAAGGUAGAGCUUGCGUCUGGUGAGGAGGUGGAAUUCGAUUACUUGGUGCUUGCGACUGGGGCGUCGGGAGCACUUCCAUCGCGAGUGCCAGCCGGGACCAAACAGGAAGGGAUAGAACAGUUACUGGCUGAGCAGGAGAGGCUCCAAGCUGCGACGGAUGUGAUCAUCGUUGGUGGUGGAGCUGCGGGUAUUGAGCUCGUGGCAGAUGUGAAGUCACGAUAUCCCGAGAAAAAUGUCACGUUAGUUCAUUCCAGGAAGACAUUACUGGGUCGAUUUGGUGGUCGAAUCGGAGAAAAGGCAUUACAAGCUCUUGAGGAGCUAGGGGUGGUGACUAUCAUGGGUGAAAGGGUGCUCAGCGACAGUGCAGAGGAGGGUAAUGUCAAGUUGAGCUCCGGCGAAACUCUCGCAUGUGAUUACCUGGUGAAAUGUGUUGGCCAGCAUCCCAACUCGGAGUUAAUACAGGCGCUGUCACCCGAAUCGAUCUCUGAGACAGGUCAUGUAAAAGUUCGCCCUACACUUCAAAUAUCAGACAUGUCGCUCAACCAUAUCUAUGCCGCCGGGGAUGUCGUAGAUAUGGACAAUAUCAAGAAUGGUCGAGCAGCAGUACAGCAGGCGCAGUCUGUCGCACACAAUAUCGUGCGCUCCAUCAGGUCGCAGAAUCAGCUAGAGUAUCGCCCGCAGUGGUGGGAGGGAAUGACGAAACUACACGUAGGACUAGGGAAAGCCUUGAUUUGGAUGGGCGAUGGUUCGGCCGAAAUAAUCAUGUCUGUGAAGUGCCGAGCGGAGGAGUUGGACAGCGCAAAGGUGUGGAAGUUUUUCGGGGUGAAGCCAUACGCGGAUGUGGGAUAUGAGCUGAGAAGGGAUGAAAUAUAA
Molecule: messenger RNA, 1275 nt
Organism: Aspergillus pseudonomiae
Lineage: Eukaryota; Fungi; Ascomycota; Eurotiomycetes; Eurotiales; Aspergillaceae
Product: NAD(P)/FAD-dependent oxidoreductase
Exons: 3
Coding region: 1-1275 (424 amino acids)
Cellular component (GO): cytoplasm
Molecular function (GO): flavin adenine dinucleotide binding; electron-transferring-flavoprotein dehydrogenase activity
Source: RefSeq, a predicted model, not a curated record